This is a messenger RNA of Abrus precatorius (Indian licorice), 2494 nucleotides long. RefSeq names its product very-long-chain aldehyde decarbonylase CER3. The coding region runs from base 346 to 2244 and encodes 632 amino acids. The record is from RefSeq and is a predicted model, not a curated record. Gene Ontology annotation, biological process: lipid biosynthetic process. NCBI's taxonomy places the organism in Eukaryota, Viridiplantae, Streptophyta, Magnoliopsida, Fabales, Fabaceae. Gene Ontology annotation, molecular function: oxidoreductase activity; iron ion binding. The transcript is spliced from 11 exons.
UCUUCAAGUCGUGGCUCAAACUCAAAGGUAGAGUUACCAAUUAAAAGAGGAUAAAGGAACAGUUUCAUUGCAGAAACGAACCUCUUAAACCAUUGGUCGUUCUUCCUUUCUGAUAUUCUUUUGGGGUAUUGGGAUCCUCCCGGUUGCUGUUCUUUGCUGUCAUCGAUUUUUGGAUUCUAUUGUGAUUAGAAAAUACAGAAAAAAUAGGGAGAAAAAGUAUUUAGUGCCUAGUAAAAAGGUAUUAGUGUUCAGCAUUUACAUUUGACAAGGGAAAAGUUGAAACGAAUAAUAUAUAGUAUACGAGAUUUUUAUUUGAAUAUCUUAGAUACUAUAUAGUGCAGAGAAAUGGGUACUCCUUUGUCAGCUUGGCCAUGGGAGAACUUUGGAAUGUUCAAGUAUCUAUUAUAUGGGCCAUUUGUGGCGAAAGUCCUGUAUGGAUGGUUCUAUGAUGAGGAACACUUCAAGCUGAGCUGGUGCCUUCAUUUGCUUGUACUAUGUGGUCUCAGAGGUCUAAUUCAUGUGCUUUGGGGUUCCUAUAGUCACAUGCUUUUUCUUACAAGAAAUCGACGGAUUGUUCAAGAGGGGGUUGAUUUCAAGCAGGUUGACAAAGAAUGGGACUGGGACAAUUUCUUGAUUCUUCAAGCACUAGUUGCCUCCAUGGCCUGCUUAAUGUUUCCCUUUCUUCAACAUCUUCCUCUCUGGAAUGUAAAAGGUCUUAUUGUUGCUCUGAUGCUCCAUGUUGGAAUCUCCGAGCCACUUUUUUACUGGGUGCAUAGGAGGUUCCAUGGAAACUAUCUUUUCACCCAUUAUCAUUCACUUCAUCAUUCAUCUCCAGUACCCGAGUCUUUUACUGCUGGACAUGCAACGCUUUUGGAGCAUCUUAUUUUGACGUUGGUCAUUGGAAUCCCUAUCCUUGGGGCCUCUAUGAUGGGAUAUGGAUCAACAAGCUUGAUAUAUGGUUAUGUUUUGACUUUUGAUUUUCUGAGAUGCUUGGGCCAUUGCAAUGUUGAAAUGGUUCCGCAUCAGCUGUUCGAGGCAUUCCCAUUUCUUAGAUAUGUGAUAUACACACCCACAUAUCACAAUCUACACCACACUGAUAAGGACACUAAUUUCUGCCUCUUUAUGCCUCUCUUUGACGAACUAGGCAAUACCCUCAAUAAAAAAUCAUGGCAAUUACACAAAACAUUAAGUUCAGGUUCAGGAAAUGGUGACAAGGUACCGCAUUUUGUUUUCCUGGCCCAUGUAGUUGAUGUAUCAUCUUGUAUGCAUGUUCAAUUUGUCCUGAGAUCCUUUGCUUCAUUGCCAUACACAACAAGGUUUUUCUUGGUCCCAGCAUUGCCCAUUGCUUUUGUAGUUCUGCUAGCAAUGUGGGUUUGGUCCAAGACCUUUUUGGUUAGUUUCUACUACCUCAGAGGUAGAUUGCACCAAACAUGGGUUGUUCCUAGAUGUGGCUUUCAGUAUUUCUUGCCAUUUGCUGCUGAGGGAAUCAAUAAACAAAUUGAACUAGCUAUCCUCAGGGCUGAUAAAAUUGGGGUUCAAGUCAUAAGCCUUGCUGCAUUGAAUAAGAAUGAAUCCCUUAACGGGGGUGGAAAGCUUUUUGUGGACAAGCACCCAAAUCUUAGGGUCCGAGUUGUUCAUGGGAAUACUUUAACUGCUGCUGUCAUACUUAAUGAGAUCCCUCGAGAUGUGAAAGAGGUGUUCCUAACAGGAGCUACUUCCAAGCUUGGAAGAGCAAUUGCACUCUAUCUUUGCCAAAAGAAAGUCAGAGUUCUGAUGUUAACUCUUUCAACAGACAGAUUCCAGAGGAUUCAAAAGGAAGCCCCUCUUGAAUACCAAAGCUAUCUUGUUCAAGUGACAAAAUACCAAGCAGCACAAAACUGCAAGACGUGGAUUGUUGGUAAAUGGAUCACACCAAGAGAGCAAUACUGGGCGCCACGUGGAACCCAUUUUCAUCAAUUUGUUGUCCCACCCAUUUUAUCAUUCAGAAAAGAUUGUACUUAUGGUGAUCUAGCCGCCAUGAGAUUACCAGAAGAUGUGGAAGGGCUUGGCUGCUGUGAGUACACGAUGGAAAGGGGUGUUGUUCACGCGUGCCAUGCAGGAGGGGUGGUACAUAGCCUUGAAGGUUGGUCUCAACACGAAGUUGGGGCCAUAGAUGUUAACAGAAUCGAUCUUGUGUGGGAAGCAGCACACAAACAUGGCCUAAGGCCAGUGUCAAGUUCCACACACACAGUAAAAGAAAAUUAAGUCUUCAGUCAAAGUAUAAUUCUUAAGGCCAUAUACAUUAAUUAAGUAUUGCAUGUCACAGUGGCCAUCUAAGUGUGGUUAUAUUCUUUGAAGUCGAUGUACUACUACAUUUCUAAUGUUUCUUAUAUAUAUAUAUAUAUAUAUAUAUGAUCACAUUGACAGUGAUUCGUAUCAUAGAUUAGAUGAAAGCAAGCUAAGCCAGCUCCCAUCCUUAUUUUGCUUCUAUAUAUUGAAGAUUUCCCUUCUAUAU